Messenger RNA from Adineta ricciae, 1131 nucleotides. Lineage: Eukaryota; Metazoa; Rotifera; Eurotatoria; Adinetida; Adinetidae. The record is from the annotation of a GenBank genome assembly.
AUGUUAACUUUAAUUUAUGCUGUUCUCUUCUUGAGCUUUGUUGCAACUGCAUCGGCAGUAGCAAACAAUUCCUAUGACAACUGUCUUCAGCUAACUGCCAAAUUCGCUCGAACACUUACAAACGGACCGGUUGCUGAUAUUCGAAUGACAACAGGUGUCAAUGUUACAUGCUCACAACUCAGCAACAUCUCGUGUCCUGGUCAAAUGGUCAAUGGAGUUUGUACCUAUCAACAAAAACUGGCUCUCACCUGUAUCAAUGGCUCAACAGUUCGUAUUCGGGUUCAGUCUAAUGGUUUGCCAAGACGAUGCUCUUUGGUACCGCUAACAGUGCGAAUCGUCGAACUGAACAUUGACUUCGAAGUAAACUUCAAUCCUGACGUGAGUGUUAAUUCACCCGUUCAAUCACCGACUAGUGUUGGAGACGUUAGCAAGUUGUUGUGUAACAUUACAAAUCACGCGAGCGUUCCAGCAACAUCCAAAUUUGUUAAAAACACGACUAUGGCAGCAAUGGAUGUGAUCGCAGGUGUUGCCGUUGAUGGUGUAAGUAUUUUCAAUGUGAAUAGUGCCAAUCUGGUCGAUCCGUUUUUCCCCAAUCCAACAAGUUACGCAGCAGAAGGCGCUGAUCAAUGCUUAUCACAUCCAGGUGGAGGCGGUGAGCUACAUUAUCAUGUUGCUAGUGGAUGUAUGGUGAAUCCACCGUCGGGUAAUUUAACAGGCUGUGGGCCAGACAUUGGAUGCUUGAAUAAUGUAGCAAACUACUCGGUUCAGAUGUUUUCCUCUAAUCAAACGUUGACAGUGAUUGGUAUUGCGAAAGAUGGCCACAUCAUUUAUGGUCCAUAUUUAUCGAGUGGGGUUCGAGUGACAUCAGGCUUUGAUGUGUGUAACGGUAUGUUCCAUGAUUCUGUUGGUAACUAUGGAUAUUUUGCAACGAGCACAUAUCCAUACGUGACUGGUUGUUUUGGACCGGGAAACUACCCGAAGGCGAUGCCAAAUUGCACAACAAAUCCAGCGACUGCUUACACAAAAUCGACCUAUGCAGCUUCGUUUACAACAUCAAGUGGCGAUAUGAAUUAUCUUUCUUCGGUAAUGGUGGGUUUCUUGGUAUUUUUUAUGAUGGUUAUUAUUUACUGA